AUCACUGAUACUGCUCGAAAUUUUGUGACAAAACAAUAACAAACUGUGUCUUGCCAGUGCAUUGUAAGGAUUUUUGGUGCGUAGCUACGAAAGCUGGCGUGGAAGGAAAUUGUAACGUGCAUUUUUGUUCUAUAUCGUCUUCCUUUAUUAGAAGUGGAAAACUUCGGGCUCCUCGAAGAUUAAACCGAGAAAAUUUCGUGAGAUAAUGUCGUCUAGGAAAAAUAUUUGCUGACGAAAGUCAUGGUCAUUUCAUGUGCGGGUAGUGAUCACACUAUGUAACCGUGUAUAUUGAUAGCUUUUAUCAUUAAUCUGUAAUAACAAGAACUAUGCAAAUGUACAAACAUUCAUCUUAGAUUUCACUAUUUACUCGACUUCGAAACAUAAAUCGAAUGUUACAAGUGCGCGUGGUAUCCAAUGUACUUUUCGUCUUGUUUAGCUCGUGUUAAGUUUGAUUUAACGUGCUUAUGCGAUCACGUCUAUUUUAUCACUUUUUGAAAAAUCUAAUAUUUAAAAGUUGAUAUUUGAAGUUAUACAGACUAUAUAACUCACUGAAAGAAAGAUAAUUGAUUUUAUUAUUAAUGGGGGACUCUGGAUAUAUCGAGUUAUUCUCAAACACUAAAACUAAUCCAAUGGAUGGUAUCGUAAAGCAAGAACCUACUCAAGAGAUGGGUUCAUCCUCCGCAUCGGUACCUAUACCAGGUGGACACAGGAGCACGAGGGGUGUAUACGAUCAGUUUUCACCAUCUCCAUUGACUAUACCUUCAAUAUGGCCUAAUCGACCAGAUCUCAUAGAAUCUCCAUUUAAGAUGGAUUCUGACCAGUUAGAUGUUUCUUUUAAAAUGGAAGACGAUGACAUAUUUCAAGUGGACAAAGCAGAUCUUAUUCAAGGACCUACUCUUGCUGAGUUAAAUGCUAACGAUGACACGCUUCUUGGCGAUUUGAAUUUUGACGAUCUGCUUUUACCAGAAGAGAGGGUCCAACCGUUUAAAGUGGAUGCUAAUACAACACAAUCAAUUGGUCCGUUAUUCAAUGAUAACAAUACAAGUUUUGCUUCAAGCAGUUUUCCACAAUCUGGAUCCACAUAUCGUAAUAUUUGUCCUACAUAUAUUAAUGCACAUGGAUUCAAUCUUAAUAUAAAUGUAAAUGUCACUGAUAAUCUGGAGGCAAUUAGUCCAAAUGCAUUUCCAAGCCCAGGGACGAGUAAUGUUGAAGGUAAUUCAACACCAAGUUCUUCCUCGUCACCACAUCCUGUGAACAGGCCUAACGGGCAGUCUGCUCUUCACGAAUUGUUAAUGAGACGAUGUGAAAACUCUUUUGACAUACCUACAUGUGGACAGCUAGACAGUGGAUGUACGACAAGCAAUAAACCUAAAGUUUCUAGAUUGUCAAUGUCUGCUCCAACUCGAACAAUGGUAUUAGAACAGAUUUGGACACGUAGAGAACCACGACCACAUUUGUUGAGCACUGGUAGUCUGGGCGUUGUUGAAGCAGGUUCAACAAGUAGUUUAAGUACUGGAGAAGCAUUGAGUCCAGAUCCAUGCUACCAUACCGAUCAUCUUAGUCACGAUGAAGGUUACGAAGAUAGCGACGAUGACAGUGAUCAUUAUGAUGAUUACAGUAGUGAUAAUGAUACAGGUGGCAGUGAUGGUGAAGAUCAAAGUACUGGAAGUAAAGUAGGAGGCAGUAGUGUGGAUUCAAGUCGGGAAAGUAAACACAGUAAAAAGGAACGAUAUUUUUGGCAAUAUAAUGUACAGGCAAAAGGACCAAAAGGGCAGAGACUCGUUGCAAGGGCACGUCUCGAAGAUCCACAUAUUUUAAAUGAAGCUACGGAUCCCGUUUUUAGUCCUCACUGUGCUCUUCGUGGAAUCAAGCAUAGUGGAAAGGCACGGAAAGGAGACGGGAAUGACCUUACUCCGAAUCCACGAAAAUUGUAUAGUAUUGGGCGUGAAUUAGAUAAACUCUCUCGCAUUAUAAGUGUUAUGACACCAGUGUCGGAGUUACCAUUUACAGCGAGGCCUAAAACGCGCAAAGAAAAGAAUAAGCUUGCUUCUCGAGCAUGUCGUUUGAAAAAGAAAGCUCAACACGAAGCGAAUAAAAUAAAACUACAUGGCCUUGAACAAGAACACAAACGAUUAAUUCAAGGCAUAUCUCAGGCAAAACAAACGCUUGCUGCAAAGUUAACGGAACCUAAUCCCGAAAAUCAAGAAGAGUUGACACGUCAAAUGGAAAAGUGUUGCAAAUUGGCUACCAAGAUACGAAUAGCGAAUCAUUCAACUGAAUUUGUCAACAGAGUAUUAGAUAAAGUGCGCGCAGGCGUUCAUGAUGGCGGCAUCGAUGAUUUUUAAUAUACCAGGAUUAUUUGCUAUAAACAUGCAUUCAUAUGUGCGCAUACAAAAGCGCGAGAAAGAAGCGAUGUGCAAUGUUAACGGUCUAUCGUAAAUCAGAGACUGUGCGUUUCUACGUGCAAAUCGGGAACCAAAUGCAAAAUGACCAACAGUUUGGAUCUAAGUCUAUUUGAAUGAUUUUACGAAAAGUAAUUAAACGUAAGAUAAAUAUCAGUACUUUAUUGUACUAAUUAGAGGUUAAUAUAUUCUCACAUUUAACUUUUAUUCUUCACAGUAAUUAACGUGGUCUAUAUCGUUCUGAGUGAAAAUAUUAAAAUUUGAUUUUACUCGGUAUACAAUUAUAAAUUGCUAAUAUACAUUAUGAACCACUGGUUUCCAAUUCUAUUUGCGAUAAAUAAUUCUGUUGAUUUAUUUGCUGUAAUGAAUGUAUGGUAAUUAUUUAGAAAUUUUUCCUCCUCGCCGAUUUUGAUGACCUUGAAAUGUGUUGUCACGGUCAUUAAAAUCCGUGAGAGGGCAAACUUCUAAAUGAUCACCGAAUUUAUAUAACAAUCAUACACUUCAUGUCAAUGAUGGAUAUAUAUUUUUUGUACGUUACUUGAAAUUGGAAAUUUAUCAUCGAUUCUCUCUCGCCGAGGCGCUGCAUUCCUAUUUCCCGUUUCUCUGCCUCUUUUCUUUCUUUAUCUUGUAUAUAACAUGCGAUCGUGUAUGUAUGUAUGAAGGGUGGGUGUUGGUGUGCUCGUGUACUUGUGUAUAUGUGUAUAUAUAAGGUAAGAAUAACAUUGCUCUGAAUUUCACAAUAUUAUUCCACACACUAAAAUAAUUAGAGAAAUGUAGUAUUUUGAUUGAUCAUAAUAACGUUAAAACAGUUUUAUUUUAUUUCAGCAUUUUAUUUUCUUUGCAAUUGAUAUAUUUGAUGUUCUCGAAUUUUCGUAUUUUUUACUGCACACGAAACAGUUCUCGAUUUAACUCUAUGCGUAUCAUCGGAUAUAAAAUUGCUCUAAAUUUUAAUCUAAAAAUACUUUUUUUUUUUUAAAUGUAAAUCGUUUUUUAUAAUCAGACAAAAAUUAUUUUUAAUACAUUAAUGAAUUAUUCUUCUUCUAUAAUUUCAUUUAAUAUUUUAUUGUUCCAAUCAACGAACUUGUAAGUAUACUAACUGUAAGUACAGUUUGAAUUAGAUAAUUCAUUUUAAUCGUUCAUUUUAUCACAGGUUGGAUUCUAUGUUUUGGUAAUGCAAAUGGUAUUGAUAUAAAAUUAUAUUACUGCAUUUGAUAACAGUCUGAACUGAUCUAUAAUGUACGUAAAUAACCGAAGAUAAAAUACGUAAUUUCAUAAUUGUUAUUUUUGUAAGAAUUUUGACAAAGUUUUCUUAAUUAUUCAAGUGUGUAGAAUAAAGUUGCGAAUCUUAGCACAUAACUUUUUCUCGUCUUUAAAAAUGCAAAUACGCGAGUUGAGUUGUAUAUAAAACUUUUUUAUAAUACGAAGUAUUUGUUACGUCCGUAAUAAAGUUUACAGUACUGUUCUCCCUUUGCGUGCACUCGCAAAAAUACCAUUUAAUGCAAUCUUCCCCGAUAGGAGAUGCAUAAAUAUUUAAUGUCAAGUAUCCAGUAUGUACAGGCUUUUUUCUUUUGAUUUAAACUUAUUAAUACAGAAUUUUUCAUUGUUGCCAUACAAAAUACUAUUCGAAAAUCAUACAAGCUGUAGAAAAUAAUAUUGAGAUAAAAUUUGUUUUUAGAUGCCUAUUUACGUUAAGUUAUUUGUAAAUAUUGCUUGAGAUUUAGAUUUAAAUAUAUAGUAUCUUCUGUCAUUUUCUUAACAGUCUCAAGCAUGUUUCUUGAAAGUGGCAGCCAUAAAGUAAACAGUUCUAAAACAAGAAACUGUAUGUUAGCAUACAUAUGUACUGUACAUUUAUAUAUUAUUUAAUAUAUGAUUAUAUUUAUAGGUUUUUGGUGACUUUUGUAUGUAAACGGUACAUGCUGAAUAAUUUAAUUUCAGCAGGAAUGUUACUAAUAAUUCAAAAAUAUUGUUCUAAUAUUUUUAUAUAUUUUAUUAUACACGUAUAAAAAGUAAA
This is a messenger RNA of Hylaeus anthracinus, 4413 nucleotides long. RefSeq lists its product as uncharacterized. The transcript has 6 exons. The coding region runs from base 579 to 2345 and encodes 588 amino acids. Gene Ontology annotation, molecular function: DNA-binding transcription factor activity, RNA polymerase II-specific; RNA polymerase II transcription regulatory region sequence-specific DNA binding. The record is from RefSeq and is a predicted model, not a curated record. Lineage: Eukaryota; Metazoa; Arthropoda; Insecta; Hymenoptera; Colletidae. Gene Ontology annotation, cellular component: nucleus. Gene Ontology annotation, biological process: regulation of transcription by RNA polymerase II; response to unfolded protein.